AUGACUACAUGGGAAAUGGUAUCCACGGCAAUUCAUGAUUUGAAAAAACGUAAUGGAUCCUCUCGCGUAGCCAUCGCUAAAUAUAUAAUAGAAAAGUUUAAUGUAGAACCUAGUCCGCUAUUUAAUAGUUUAUUAAGAAGAACAUUGAAAAGUCAUGUGGAAGAAGGUAUAUUAAACCGUAAUGCAGACACAUUUAAAUUUAUUGCUAAAAAGAAACUCAAUGCGUUGGAAAAGAAAAAGAAAUUAGUAGCAGGUAACAAAAAAGUUUCAACUGAACAACAACCUGUUAAAAAAAUUGAGGAAAUGCUAAAAAAACAAAUACAACCUUCACCCCAGUCCGAGACAAAGGCUGUGACCGCCAAAUCAAGUAAAAAGACAAAGGAAAUCCAGGAUACUAAUGGUGUUGCCGAGAAGAAAGUUCUAGUCAAAGCAAUAUCUAAAGGAAAGGAGUUUAAGAAAACAUCAAAUAAAUCGAUUCAGAAGCAACCAUUACCAACGGGUUCUACUCCAAAAGAAAUUACAGUCGGCAAAAAAAAGGAGGUGAAACCAAAAAGUGAAGCUUCGACAUAUUCGAAAAAAAAUGAUUCUCACGUAAAAAAAGAUGUUAUGGAACCUUUGAAGCAGCAGUCUUUAACUCGGAACUCUUCUCGUGAUUCGAAAAAACCUCUAGUCAAAUCAACAACAAAAAUAAAAUGA
Molecule: messenger RNA, 696 nt
Organism: Hylaeus volcanicus
Lineage: Eukaryota; Metazoa; Arthropoda; Insecta; Hymenoptera; Colletidae
Product: histone H1, early embryonic-like
Exons: 1
Coding region: 1-696 (231 amino acids)
Biological process (GO): nucleosome assembly
Cellular component (GO): nucleosome
Molecular function (GO): DNA binding
Source: RefSeq, a predicted model, not a curated record